UUGUUCCAACAUAGUUCCCUGCAGAGUUGCCAAGCUUGUUCAAGUUGGAAUUUGUUCUCACUUGUCCCUUAAUCGACGGCUCAGUGCAGAAAAUAACAUGGGAAACAACUUUCUUAAAUGGAUUCUGACGCUUUGCAUGUUUUAUUCAGUGUCAGGUGAAGGUUGCUCCCUAAUCCUCAAGCCCUCCCGGGUUGUGGUGGGUUUUGGGGAGCCGGUGUCAGUCAGCUGUGAGGCCACUCGCCCGGUACGUGUCCUGGGCUGGGAAUCGGUCAUCAGUGCUGCACACACUCAACGGGACCUUUCUGUCCGGUGGAAGGUGGACAGUCUCAUUGAUUGGAUAGAGGAGCCUAUCUGUUAUGGUGUGUUCUUCACAGCUCCCAGACAGUGUGAGGAGAAGCUCAACCUUGUCCUCUACAAAACCCCAGAUAGCGUCUCCAUCAGGCCUGUGAACCACACUGGCCCCAUGGUGGAAGGAAAAGAGUACCAGCUGCUCUGCGAGGUUCAGAAUAUUGCUCCUGUUCAGUACCUCACCCUGAGGUGGUACAAGGGGCAGACUGAGGUUUAUAACCACUCCUUCUCUGACCUCACAUCGUCCUCGCCUGUCCAAGUGUCCUCUAUCCUCAUGGUCACGCCAACUAAAGCUGAGAAUGGAGCACAGUACAGGUGCGUCGCAGAGCUGGAGCUCGGACCAGAGGGACCACAACCACCUCCUACUGUGACCUCGGAGCCUCUUAAUGCCUCUGUGUACUUCCCCCCAAUGUUCCUCAGUCCCGAACCAGAGGUUUUGGACCUUAUAGUGGGUGCUGACAUUACCUUGAACUGCACUGCCACAGGAAACCCCACACCUGUGUACAGCUGGCAAUCCUCCAAUCCUAUUCAGGAGAGGAUGGAGGAUGAAGCAGCUCUUACCUCCCCCUCACUGCUCCCAGGGACCUACACCUGCACUGCCUCCAAUACACUGGAGAAGAAGAGCAAGCAGUUCAUCGUCAAGGCCAAAACCAAAGGUGUUUGAAACAAGAAAUCUUGAGAUGGGAUCAGAUGACUACAUUGGACAUGCUAGGAGAUUCCAACUAAGGGCAUUUGACUGCUGCUGCUUUGGAGACGGAAACGACAAUGCAUUACAAAUAUUUAUGAGGAUCUUGCUAUCAAGCAGAAUUAGAUCAUAAAACAUUUUUGAAUAUAUUAUGUUUGGUAACUGUCAUUUAUUUUUGUCAGUAUUUUAACAAAAAGUGUUUUCUGUAAAAUAGAUUGGUGGAUUAGGAUAUUGUAUGCUUUCCAUGUGAUAUCCUGUGUGUAAUUUAUAUUUUUGCUAGACUUCUUUUCAUAUUAAUGAAAUUAUCUUGUAACAUUACAUGUGUCGCUACUCUUGAUAUAGCAAUGAUGACUACAUAAUCAAUUAUGUAUGCUGGGAAUUUACUACAGAAUGUUAAA
Molecule: messenger RNA, 1431 nt
Organism: Perca flavescens (yellow perch)
Lineage: Eukaryota; Metazoa; Chordata; Actinopteri; Perciformes; Percidae
Product: hemicentin-2
Exons: 5
Coding region: 98-1012 (304 amino acids)
Biological process (GO): cell adhesion
Molecular function (GO): integrin binding
Source: RefSeq, a predicted model, not a curated record